AUGAACAAAGAGAUGAAGAGAAUCAGCUGGGUUAGGAAGAACUGGCUGCUUGUGGCUGGAGCGGCAUUUGUUGGCAUCCAUGCCGGUACCUAUCUUCUACAACGGGCCGCCAAAAGUUCUGUGAAAUCAGACAUGGGAAUUAAACAAAAGGAUCUUGACAAAUGAAGCAUUAUCCGCCACAUCACAUUUCCACUCUCUUAGUAACUUGUUAAACAUCCAAUAAUGAGCACUCUGUCAGUGUGUUUGUCAUUGACUGCAAAAGAGCAUUGUGUGCACUUUUCAUCUUUAAUUCAUUAAAUGUGGUUUUUAGAAAUGGAAUACAACUAAUGC
This is a messenger RNA of Eublepharis macularius, 330 nucleotides long. RefSeq lists its product as uncharacterized. The record is from RefSeq and is a predicted model, not a curated record. Bases 1 to 165 code for a protein of 54 amino acids. NCBI's taxonomy places the organism in Eukaryota, Metazoa, Chordata, Lepidosauria, Squamata, Eublepharidae. The transcript has a single exon.